UUAAGGAAAAACAUUUCAAGCCCUUAACUCAAUUUUUUAUUUGUUUUUAUUUUUCAAAGAAAAAUGGAAUUCCCAAAACCUCCGUUUCCCUCGAACCCUCUCUUAUCCCUCUCCACCUUCAUCCACCGUCUCGGCGCCGAGCUCGCCACCCGCCUCCACCACACCAACAGUCUUGUCGGCAACGUCGCUCUUGGUUUCUCUCCUCCAGCGGCUUACUAUCAUCGUCCGCUUUUCGCGUCGGUCUCUCAGCCGAAGGCUGCAGCUGCCACCUUGAGUCCCGAGCAGGUGUCCAAAACCCUAGCCGGCACCGCCGUUUAUACAGUGAGCAACUCCAACAAUGAGUUCGUGCUUAUUUCUGAUCCCAAUGGACCCAAGUCUAUUGGCUUGCUUUGCUUUCGACAAGAAGACGCCGAGGCAUUUCUCGCUCAGGUUCGAUUACGGAGAAGAGAGCUGAGAAGUAAUGCUAAAGUAGUGCCUAUUACACUUGAUCAGGUGUAUUCACUGAAGGCAGAAGGAAUUGCAUUUCGUUUUCUACCGGAUCCAAUUCAAAUAAAGAACGCAUUAGAGCUGAAAGCUGCUGAUAUCAAAAGUGGGUUUGAUGGAGUUCCUGUUUUCCAGUCUGACCUUCUUGUUGUGAGGAAGAAAAACAAGCGUUUCUUCCCAAUAUAUUUUAAUAAGGAAGACAUAGAAAAAGAACUGUCAAAGGUUUCAAGGGCAUCAAGAGGAACUGGUCUUUCUCAACAUAUCAUGGUUGGAAGCUUGGAAGAUGUUCUAAGGAAAAUGGAGAUGAGUGAGAAAAACUCGGGCUGGGAGGAUCUAAUAUUCAUUCCACCAGGUAAAAGCUAUUCUCAACACAUCCAAGACGUGGUGAAAGUAUGAGGCGGUGUGCAUCUUACUUCCGACUGUCCAUUUGAUAGCAUCAAAACAGCAAUUACAUCAACUCGAAGCUCUUGAAGUCUAUUCGGGAUGGGAGAGAGAAUUUAUGGGAUAGGAGUGAAUUGGCUCUGUCUCUGUAACUCGAUAUCCAAUGGGUCUCCAUAUGUCACCCCGAAAGAAAAAAAAAAGAAGGGAAAAGGAAAAGGAAAACCUAGCAGUUGCAGUGAUUGAUAUGCACCCAUACUUUUGAAUGAGUUAAUAGCAUUAAUCUGUGGAAAUGGUUUUGGUUGAUACCCACAA
Theobroma cacao (cacao) is the source of this 1176-nucleotide messenger RNA. It is a transcript of the gene TIC22-IV, whose product is annotated as Tic22-like family protein. Gene Ontology annotation, cellular component: chloroplast. Gene Ontology annotation, biological process: protein transport. Lineage: Eukaryota; Viridiplantae; Streptophyta; Magnoliopsida; Malvales; Malvaceae. The record is from RefSeq and is a predicted model, not a curated record.